AUGAAGUUGAAUUUGGCCACUGGCCUCAUCUGCUUGCUCGCUUCCACUGAAGUAGUGGCAGCUUCUAGCUGGUGGAACAAGGCUCUCUACAACAAAUGGCAUGAAACUGAGCUCGAGCGAUGGCUCUCCGACCAUAAUAUUCCCUACCCCAGUCCUGCCGAUCGCCGCGAUCUGGAGAACCUCGUCAAGACCAACUGGGACAGCAGAGUGCAAACACCCCUUGGACAAGCUGUCGACAACGUCAAUCAUGAGCUACACCAUGCCAGAGAAUGGAUUUUUGAUAGUUGGUCUGACUCUCAGUUGAAGGCAUUCCUCGAUCGCCACGGCAUCCCUGCCCCCCAGCCCCGCAGACACGACCUUCUAGUCAAAACCGCGCGUGAGAACUAUGAGAAGAUCGCUACCAAGGUUGGCCAAACGGCUGCCUACCCCGGAGACUGGCUUUAUGCGGAGUGGUCCGACUCGGAUCUCAAGGAAUGGCUCGACGAGCGUGGAUGGCCGGUGCCUCAGCCUUCCGAGCGUGACAAGCUCAUUGCCUCGGUUCGCCGCAACUCGCGCAUUUUCAGCCUGCAGACCCAGAGCAUUGCUGCAUCUGCAUCCGCUGAGGCUGAGGCUGUUAAGGAGACACUGAGUAAUCAGCUUUUCAAUGCCUGGUCCGACUCGAAGCUGAAGGAAUUCCUUGACGAGCACAAUGUCAAGGUGCCUCAGGGCUCGAAGCGCAAUGAACUCAUUGCUCUGGCUCGGAAGAACCGUCACUACCUUUCUGACCAGGUGUCGAGUGCCUCCUCCGCUGUAGAGGGUGCGUUUGGCGCUGCUACCACCAAGGCUGGGAACGAAUAUGCACAGGCUACCGAUUAUGCCAAGCUGAAGAUCGACGAUGCUUUCGAGACUGCGUUGAAUGGCUGGUCUGACUCCCGCUUGAAGGCGUUCCUUGAUGCUCGAAGCGUCCCUGUCCCUCAGAAUGGUAAGCGUGAUGAACUUAUUGCCAAGGUCCGCGCCAAUGCGCACAAGGCUGCUGGAGGAUGGAACCAGUACAACUUUGAUACUUGGGAUAAAGAACACCUGGUGAACUACUUGUCGUCCGUGAACCACAAGGCGAUUAAGCAGGCCGAUGCCUCACGCGAACAGCUUGUGAAGAGUGCCCAGGACUCCUACGCCAAGGCUUCCAAGGCUGGCGGCGAACAGUACGCCUCUGCGACUUCUUCCAUCGCGCAUGCAACAGACACAGCCAAGGAUGCUACUUUCGACCAAUGGUCGCACUCCGAGCUCAAGGAAUACCUGGACGACUACGGUGUUCCGACAUACCAGGGCUCGAGCAUCAAUGAACUUCGAGCUGCGGCCCGGCGCAACGCCCAUUACUAUAAGUACGGCACUGCGAGCCCGCAAGCUACGAUCUACGCCAAGGUCAUGAGUGUUUUGCAGUGGUUUGCCGAUCAGUUAAAGAUCGGCGCUGCUAGCGGCCGCGCCCAAGGCACCGAAGCUGCUGAAAAGGUCCAGAAGAAGGUUUCCGAGCACACGGAGAGAUUGCGUGAAGAACUUUGA
Molecule: messenger RNA, 1539 nt
Organism: Penicillium roqueforti
Lineage: Eukaryota; Fungi; Ascomycota; Eurotiomycetes; Eurotiales; Aspergillaceae
Gene: ish1
Product: double-strand break repair enhancer MSC1
Exons: 5
Coding region: 1-1539 (512 amino acids)
Source: RefSeq, a predicted model, not a curated record